GUGAGGUGUGUGGGAAGGGCUUCGCCCAAACGGGGAACCUGAAAUCCCACGAGCGCAGGCACACCGGAGAGAGACCGUUCUCCUGCUCCUUCUGUGGGAAGACCUUUGUAGAGUCUGGCCAUCUGAAGAAGCACCAGCGUAUCCAUACAGGAGAGAAGCCGUACCACUGCAGCAGCUGCCCCAUGAAGUUCCCUUCCUCCAGCGAGCUCAGGGUCCAUGAGAAGAUCCACAGCCAGGAGAAACCUCACAGCUGUUCCUACUGCGACAAGGCAUUCAAACAGCUGUCCAACCUCAAGCUCCACCAGAGAAUACACUCUGACCAGAAGCCUUACGCCUGCUCCUACUGCGACAAGACCUUCCGUGCUCAGGGGACCUUAAAGGUGCACCUGAGGACUCACACAGGAGAGAGGCCUUACCCCUGCUCCGACUGUGACAAGCGUUUCAUCACGUCCUCAGAGUUGAAGGUGCACCAGAGGAUUCACACGGGAGAGAAGCCCUUCUACUGCUACGACUGUGGGAAGAGUUACUAUCAGCUGAAGCAGCUGAAGGAACAUAUGAAGUUCAACCCGACCACAGCACCACACGUAGCGGACUCAGUAACAUAG
Messenger RNA from Oncorhynchus keta (chum salmon), 605 nucleotides. Its product is annotated as protein krueppel-like. Gene Ontology annotation, cellular component: PcG protein complex; transcription regulator complex. Gene Ontology annotation, molecular function: DNA-binding transcription factor activity, RNA polymerase II-specific; RNA polymerase II cis-regulatory region sequence-specific DNA binding. The coding region runs from base 183 to 605 and encodes 140 amino acids. Lineage: Eukaryota; Metazoa; Chordata; Actinopteri; Salmoniformes; Salmonidae. Gene Ontology annotation, biological process: regulation of transcription by RNA polymerase II. The record is from RefSeq and is a predicted model, not a curated record. The transcript is spliced from 4 exons.